AUGAGGGCAAUCUUAUUUCUAUUAUUAUUUUCUUUAUUUCCAACAAAAAAUGAGUCAACAAUAAAUAAAAAUGGAUAUUCAUCAAAAGUGAUGUUAAAAUACGAAAUAAAUUCAUUUUUAAAUUCAUUCCAACAAAAAUACAACUCGUUUUUGGAGGUUAAAGGCGAAAAUAAAAUAAUUUGGGAUAAAAUAAUAGACAAAAAUUAUUUUCUAAAAAUGUGCCUGAUUAGUGAAAAUUUAAAUUUGGAAGAUAAAAUAAAAGAAAUUAAAUCCGACAUUUCUUUAUUUCUUUCGAAUGGGUAUCAUAAAAAUAUCCCUUAUAUUAACACUCCAAUUAGAUUGAAAAUGGCAACGUUGGGAUUGAAUGAAUUGGAAUUAUUUGGUCAUAUGAUGGAAUUUAUGAGAAAAUAUUUGAAUUUUGAUGAGGGAAAUAAUUUGAGUGAUGAUGUGGAAGAUUCCAAUUUUUCGAGAAAAAAAUGGGACUUGCCGGAGAAGUUUACUUCUUUAAAAAUAAAUUCUUUGGAAAAUAAAAAUAAAAAGGAUUCGGAUAUUUCUGAUGAUGAGGAAGUUAUUAAGGAAGUUGUUAGUGAAACUAAAAUAGAAGGGAAACCUGUAGAGGAGGAAGAACAUGGAAUUUUGAAUAUUGAAGUUUCGGAAGCUCAUCAAGCCUCAUCAUCAGGUUUUUAUUCUUUAUCAAAAAUAAAAAUAGAGCGGGGUAUUGUUUAA
Messenger RNA from Meloidogyne enterolobii, 726 nucleotides. The record is from the annotation of a GenBank genome assembly. Lineage: Eukaryota; Metazoa; Nematoda; Chromadorea; Rhabditida; Meloidogynidae.